Messenger RNA from Zeugodacus cucurbitae (melon fly), 1555 nucleotides. RefSeq names its product dolichyl-diphosphooligosaccharide--protein glycosyltransferase 48 kDa subunit (gene Ost48). The coding region runs from base 1 to 1440 and encodes 479 amino acids. The transcript is spliced from 2 exons. Gene Ontology annotation, cellular component: endoplasmic reticulum membrane; oligosaccharyltransferase complex. NCBI's taxonomy places the organism in Eukaryota, Metazoa, Arthropoda, Insecta, Diptera, Tephritidae. The record is from RefSeq and is a predicted model, not a curated record.
AUGUCUUUAUUCUCAAAUAUUGGCAAUUCUUCACCGGGCGUACAAUUUUUUCACAUUGGAUAUCUUUCGAAACAUUAUCUUAUAUAUUUAAGUAAAAUGUGGAAGUACUUAAUAUUUGUUUGCGUAUUUCUACAAACUUCAAACGCUGUGUUGGAGUCCGAUGCUAAUACUUUAGUUUUGCUAGAUAAUUUAGCAAUUAGAGAGACCCAUUCAAUUUUCUUCAAAUCGUUGCAAGAGCGGGGCUUUAAACUUGCUUAUAAAUUGGCUGACGACUCCGGUCUUGUGCUUUCACGUUAUGGGGAAUAUCUUUACAAGAACGUUAUUAUAUUUGCUCCCAGUGUUGAGGAAUUCGGUGGGGAUUUGAGCGUUGAGAAGCUAACCGAAUUUGUUGACGAUGGUGGUAAUGUUUUAGUUGCUGCUAGCGAACAAUCAGGUGAUGCUUUGCGUGAAUUUGCCUCAGAAUGUGGGUUUGAAGUUGAUGAAGAAGGCGCGGCGGUCAUUGAUCAUUUAAAUUAUGAUGCUUCUGAUGUUGGAGACCACACCACCAUAUUAACUUCCGCCCGAAACCUGAUCGAUGCGCCAAUAAUUGUUGGUCCAAAGAAGUCUGCUCCUUUAAUAUAUCGUGGAACUGGGCUAUUGGCAGAUAAAGAAAAUCCACUAGUUUUACACUUGUUGUCUGCGGAAAGUACAGCCUACAGUUAUAAUCCUGAACAGGCGGUAAAGGAAUACCCACACGCGGUUGGACGUGGUACAUUGCUUAUUGCUGCUUUACAAGCUCGUAAUAAUGCGCGAGUUGUCUUUUCUGGAUCCCUUCACUUCUUUUCCGAUGAAGCUUUUACUGCAACCGUUCAAAAUGCACAGGAUGGAACAACACACAAACAUGCAAGCAAUCAAGAUGUGGCCACCGCAAUUAGUAGGUGGGUAUUUGGCGAAAGUGGACGUUUGCGUGUUGCCACAGUGAACCAUCAUAAGGAGGGUGAAUCUCAGCCACCAGAACAAGCUUACACAAUUGUUGAUCCAGUUGUAUAUACCAUAACCAUAGAAGAAUUGGUCGAAGAGAAAUGGCAACCAUUCAAAGCAAAUGAUGUGCAAUUGGAAUUUGUUCGAAUCGAUCCAUUUGUACGUACUACGCUUAAGCAAGUAAAUGGCGGACGUUAUGAAGCUAGAUUUAAGAUACCUGAUGUGUACGGUGUGUAUCAAUUCAAAGUAAACUACGAUCGAGUUGGUUAUACACAUCUAUACAAUACCACCCAGGUAUCCGUUCGUCCUCUUGAACAUACGGAAUAUGAACGUUUUAUUCCCAGCGCUUAUCCAUACUACAGCAGUGCUUUCUCCAUGAUGAUUGGCGUUUUUAUCUUUUCAUUUGUGUUUUUACACUUCAAGGACGAAUGUAAUGCAGUAACCGCGAAGGGCGGCAAAGAUGACAAAAAAAUACAAUAAAGUAAAACUGCCAGAAAGUAGGCAAAAUUCUAACUGUAAUUUCUAAGCUAAUAAAUACUACUUCUGAUUUGAAUAAAUAAAGAGAUCGAAAUCGAAUUCAGUGUAACAAGUAAAA